Messenger RNA from Volvox carteri f. nagariensis, 408 nucleotides. RefSeq names its product histone H3 (gene hstH3-8). Gene Ontology annotation, cellular component: nucleosome. Lineage: Eukaryota; Viridiplantae; Chlorophyta; Chlorophyceae; Chlamydomonadales; Volvocaceae. Bases 1 to 408 code for a protein of 135 amino acids. Gene Ontology annotation, molecular function: protein heterodimerization activity; structural constituent of chromatin; DNA binding. The record is from RefSeq and is a predicted model, not a curated record. The transcript is spliced from 2 exons.
AUGGCCCGCACCAAGCAAACUGCUCGCAAGUCCACCGGUGGCAAGGCGCCCCGCAAGCAGCUUGCCACCAAGGCAGCUCGCAAGACUCCGGCCACAGGUGGCGUGAAGAAGCCGCACCGCUACCGGCCUGGCACUGUGGCUCUCCGCGAGAUUCGUAAGUACCAGAAGAGUACUGAGCUGCUUAUUCGCAAGCUUCCUUUCCAGCGGCUGGUGCGCGAGAUUGCCCAGGACUUCAAGACGGAUCUGCGCUUCCAGAGCCAGGCCGUGCUGGCGCUGCAGGAGGCUGCCGAGGCCUACCUGGUGGGCCUGUUCGAGGAUACCAACCUGUGCGCCAUCCACGCCAAGCGCGUCACCAUCAUGCCCAAGGACAUCCAGCUGGCGCGCCGCAUUCGUGGCGAGCGGGCUUAA